CUGUCUUUUAUAAAGUUUAAGGGUAAACUCCAGAAAAUUUGGUCGUGCACAAGAUUUCUAUUGGAUAGUAGCACCCCAAAGUUGACCCCAGAAUCAACAAUUUAUGGCCAACGUUUCCUUAUUAUAAAAGGAACGCAUUCAAAGUUUUUUCCAAGACUCUCUUGUAUAGAUAUAUCCUCAUUCAUCUGCUUUCUAUCUCUCUUCUUUUCUACGUAUAUUAAUCAGUAUCGCUCUUCAUUAGGAUUAGAAUACCUGCUUCCAUUUUUCUCUGUUAAAUCAACUUUUAUCAAAACAAACAGCAAAAAGUCGCUGAAUUGAUAUAUAAAUAUACCAUAGCAUCAUGUCAAACGUAGCUACGAUCACAGCAACCAUGGAACGCACAAAAACAGAGUCAAUGAAGCCUCCUCUUCCUAAAACGAAGAUGCCUCCUCUUUUCGACGAGCCAGUCACUUCAAAGAAUUGGACCAAAUUUGUUAAUUGGCCGCAAUCUAUUUUACUGCUUGCUACCCCACUUAUUGCCCUCUAUGGUCUCUUCACAGUCGAACUCAGUCGAAAGACACUCAUUUGGGCAAUCACCUACUACUUCAUCACAGGCCUUGGCAUUACCGCCGGCUAUCAUCGUAUGUGGGCGCAUCGCGCUUAUCGAGGCACUAAUUUAUUGCGUUGGCUUUUAUGCUUUGCUGGUGCGGGUGCUGUGGAAGGUUCUGUUUACUGGUGGUCAAGAGGCCAUCGUGCUCAUCACCGUUGGACCGAUACUGACAAAGACCCCUAUAGUGCUCAUCGCGGCUUCUUCUUUUCCCAUUUUGGCUGGAUGCUUGUUCAACGACCUAAGAACCGCAUUGGCUAUGCUGAUGUGGCUGACUUGAAGGCGGAUCAUGUUGUUGCUUUCCAACACAAGUACUAUCCUUAUUUUGCUCUCUUCAUGGGCUUCAUUUUCCCUACUCUUGUCGCAGGUUUUGGUUGGGGUGAUUUCAAAGGUGGUUACUUUUACGCCGGUGUCCUCCGUCUUGUGUUUGUUCAUCAUGCCACCUUCUGCGUGAACAGCUUGGCACACUACUUGGGUGAGACAACGUUCGAUGACCAUAACACUCCUCGUGACCAUUGGAUCACUGCUCUCUGUACGUUGGGUGAAGGCUAUCACAACUUCCAUCAUCAAUUUCCUCAAGAUUAUCGCAAUGCUAUCAAGCUUGGUCAAUAUGAUCCGACCAAAUGGCUUAUUAUUGUCCUCUCUUGGUUCGGUCUUGCCUACGAUUUAAAGCAAUUCCCUACCAACGAAGUAACGAAGGGCCGUCUUUUCAUGGAAGAAAAGCGUAUUGCUGCUCAAAAGGCAAAGCUCAGCUAUGGUACACCUCUUAAGGACUUGCCUAUUUAUACUUGGGAAGAAUUUCAAAACCUCGUCGUGAAUGAGAACAAAAAGUGGAUCUUGAUUGAAGGCGUGCUCUACGACGUGUCGGAAUUUAUGAAAGAGCAUCCCGGCGGUAUGAAGUACAUCUCUACCGCUGUCGGCAAGGAUAUGACAACUGCAUUCAACGGUGGUAUUUACAAUCAUUCGAAUGGUGCUCGUAACCUUUUGACAUCAUUACGUGUGGGUGUGCUUCGUAACGGCAUGCAGGUUAUGUCAGAAGCAGAUGCUCUUGCUUCCACAUACGAUGGUUCUCUCGAAUUUGAUGCGAAAGCUGCAGAAUUCAACAAGAAGAAGUAGUUUGUUACAACACUCUCAUUUACUAUUUUUCCACAAUUUUGACAUAGCAUUUUCUUUAUAUAUAUACACACACACACACACACACACACUAUUAAAAAACAACGUAAGCGCAUCAUCCUCAUUCCCCUCUCUAUUUAUUGUUCACA
This is a messenger RNA of Mycotypha africana, 1848 nucleotides long. Its product is annotated as stearoyl-CoA desaturase. Gene Ontology annotation, molecular function: heme binding; iron ion binding; stearoyl-CoA 9-desaturase activity. The record is from RefSeq and is a predicted model, not a curated record. The transcript has a single exon. Gene Ontology annotation, cellular component: endoplasmic reticulum membrane. Bases 341 to 1702 code for a protein of 453 amino acids. Gene Ontology annotation, biological process: unsaturated fatty acid biosynthetic process. NCBI's taxonomy places the organism in Eukaryota, Fungi, Mucoromycota, Mucoromycetes, Mucorales, Mycotyphaceae.